UGUUGAAAAUUUGGAAUAAUUGCAAAGAGAAAGUGAACACUAUUUUCAAUUCGUUGAAAAAGUUUGUUUAAUCAGCUCAAUUCAUAUUGUUUGGAUAAAAACUACUUGUUAGCGAAAGUUCGUUCGUGUCUAUACCCGUGACGCGGUGAAUCCGCUCGGUUCGGGAUGGAAAUCGACGAGAAAAAAACGUUUUUCAGUUGGCCCCAAAAGUGAAGUGUCCAUCCACACAGCACAACUUGAUCAGCCAUUAAGCAGAAAAAGAAAAAAAAAUCACCCGACUAUUCAAAAAGAAGUAGAAGCAACAAUAGUCUCUUAAAAACAAGCUGUUUCGCUGGUAAGCAGAGAAAGGAAUCGUUUGUUCCACACUGCAUAGGCGCUCGCUCAACUUGUCUGGGUCAUCCUUUAUUUUGGCAGAGUGGAGUCAUCUCAGCUCUGCCAUGACUCUCGGUACGCAGGGAAAUGCCGAACUGCACUUCAGAGCACUUCCCUAUCUGGACAAAAAGUGGAUAAAAGCAGACGUUAGUUCCGCACUGCGUUCUUGUGAGGAUUUGUCCAACUUGUGGAAUCAUCUUGUGCAAGAUGAAGAGCUUAUCAUUGGAAAACUGCAGGUGUCAGUCAAUUCUAGCGGGGAUAUUGCAUACGUUCGACCCGAUGGAAAGUAUUAUUGUGGAGUUCAAUCAUUGAAUUGCUCGUGUUGUAAGGGAGUCUGCAGCGCUACUUCCAACUGUUCGUGUUCUGCCUGCCAGCAGUUGGAAUGCGAAGAUGCACCGACGAAAAAAGGAUCUUGUACAGCCGCUACCGUUGUUACGCCUCAAAACCAGAAUCAGAGUGAAUCUACUGGAUGCUGCUCCGGAACGAUAUUAGACUCUUGGUUGUGGAGCCCCAUUCCGAGUGUCGACGAAAAGCGCGCCUGCACUAAACGAUUGAUCGCCGAACAAAGAGAAAUCUGUCUGCAGGCUGCAGCCAACUGUUUAUCGUCAGCACGCACAAAGCUGCUACUCUAUGUCUAUCAGAGGUACUUUAUUGCAUUGCAACGCUGCAAACCAGAAGAAAAGGCAUCCGGUGCGGAAGAUUGCCGUUUCGGAAUCAGUCAGGAUAUGGUGAUAAGUGAACAUGAAGCGUCGAAGUUGAGUAAAAAUUCCAGCUUCGAUCGGACACCGAUGAAAGACUGCGACAAAGCUACGUUUGGUCUGGCACGCGUUGGUACUCGAGCCGCUCUCAACUUUUCGUUUGCAUUUCUCAGACGCGCUUGGCGUUCCGGUGAAGAUGUUGAACUGUGCAGUGAGCUUUUGUCCGAGGCACUAGAGGCUCUCCAAACCCUACCGGAGGCGUCACUAUUCGAUACAUCCCAGAUGUCGUCGCUGUGGAUCGAAGUAGUAGAGAAGUCUAUCAAAUUUCUCCGACAGGUGGUGCUGGGUGACGUCAUGGGAGGGCGAUGUUUGGUACCGAAAGCGGAUCGUCAUAUAGAACUGAACCUUCUACUGGAACUGGGUGCUCAGAAAGGAACCCUAGGUGGUUCACUGGAAGGCAUCUCACUGUUGUUGGCGUUACACGAAAAAGACCAGGAAAGCGAAGACAAUCGAAGCCCACCGCAGAACACCGGAGCCCCACUAGUACCAUUGUUGAGGCGAUACGAGCAAGUUGGUAGUUUUGCUGCAUACAGCGCCGGUGAAUCAUUCCAUUUUGGACCGACGGAAUCGUUCCUUCGAUUCUUGACGCUACCAGAGAACGAAACGACAAAUGUUGAUCUCAAACAUGCUGCUGUAAUUAUAAUUAGUCAUCUAGAUCGACUGGCCAAACCCCAUCUUCCUGCGGGAAACUAUUCAAUCAAGGUGGCAAACAAGUCUCAUUUGCAGAAAAUUUUUACUCUAGGCUGGAACUCUUGUUCUCCGGAAAUGUACGGAUUCACUUCAGAAGCAAGCAAUGGUACAGCGCAGCUACUUGGCUCAAUGCCGCGGUAUUCAACAGCAAUAAUUGACUUACCAAUCGCACUGCAAGCCCGACAGGUUACUUGCACAGAGAAUAGUAUUUAUAUCUUGACCACCAGCGGACAGAUUUUUUCGUUGCACUCGAACUGCACAGAAAACAUAGCACCUAAGGCUGUCGAGGGACUGGAUGGUGUGAAUGUUGUCAUGAUUGCAGCGCAUUGUGAAGGCAAGCAUGUACUUGCGUUGAGUUCGGCUAAUGAAGUUUGGUCCUGGGGAGUUGGUGAUGGCGGACGGUUGGGACAUGGAGACACAAUUUCCAAAGAUAUUCCUACGCGCAUUGUCGCGUUGGUGGAUAAACAAGUUUGUGGAAUUGUCUGUGGAGCUUCGUAUAGUGCGGCAAUUACUAGUAGUGGAGAGUUGUUCACCUGGGGACGUGGAACCUAUGGUAGAUUAGGACAUGGAAAUUCCGAUGACAAGUUUGUUCCAACACAGGUGCAAGCAUUGAAAUCCUACAAAGUGGUUGAUGUGGCACUUGGAAGCGGCGAUGCUCAUUCCAUGUGCGUCACCGAUGCGGGACUGUUGUUUGCUUGGGGUGAUGGUGACUUCGGAAAGUUAGGCAAUGGAUCGUGCAAUGGAUCACCGAUUCCGGCGCAAAUUGAGUGCUUAACGAAUAUUGCUAAAAUUUAUUCUGGAUCUCAGUUCAGUGUAGCACUUAGUUUCGAUGGAACUUUAUACAGUUGGGGAAAAGGUCACGGCGGGCGGCUGGGUCAUGGUAAUUCAGACCAUUCAAAUGUUCCUAUGUUGAUUCAAGCCCUGGAAGGAAAGAAGAUUGUCGAUGUAGCAGUUGGAUCAGCUCAUUGCUUGGCUUUGACAAGCUCUGGAGAAUUGUACGGUUGGGGCCGGAAUGAUUAUCAGCAGAUCUGUCCUUCCUGUGUAUCACGGGAUCCGAUAAUUCAAACACCAAUUUUAACAACACCUCCGACGCUACGCAUAUCCGGAAUGAGUUGCGGAGCUGCACAGAGUAUUGUCUGGUGUCAGUCAUCAACUUUAGGAGUCGCUUCUAAACUACCAUUCGUUGUUGAUCUCAGUGAACAUACAUUCCGCAUGCUUGAUCAGUUGCUGUGUACGGUUUGCAAUACUCCCACUGGUCCCGGAGAUAUUCGACAUCCACCCAGUCAGGAAGCAGAAUGCAUUGCCGUUGCGUCCUUAAACCUAUUGCGGCUGCAACUGCAUGCCAUGAUAGUAAACAACGUUUCCUCCCGCCAGGUUGGUCUCGUAGAAGGCUCACGUCUACUGGCCAGUCUUAAAUCGCGUAUUCUUGGUCUAGCUGGAGGACCCGUUGUACUGAAAACUAUGCAAGAAGCUGCUCAGUGGACUCUUCAGGUUGGAUGGUCCAUUUUGUUGCCAACCGCUUCGGAACGAGCUCAAACUUUAACAUCGCUCCUUCCGGCUGGUCAUGAUACCACUACUGCCAGCAAUAGUUCCGGCCAUCGUUUCAUGACUGAUCUUCUCGUGGGCUCACUGAUGGCAGAAGGAGGUCUUCAGACGGCUCUCAACCAAGCCAUCAAUGCUCAACGCUCGCAAGACUGCAGUUCCUCCGGAACACAUCUAUCACUUCUGCAUUUGCUGAAACAGCUUAUACGCAAUAAUUCCAGCCUGACUCAGGCACGACUCGGUCAAUUGAUGCUCGGACCAUACCUUAAGACAGAGGAAGGGUUUUCUUCCCCAGAGCCACCUUCGCCUAGUCUCGAUUUGUUGCACAAGUUCCAACGCCUACUUCUAUCCUACAUUCAUCAGUCAAAGACAGACGAUCUCAGUGGAGCUGAAGCGCUCCUCGAUACCUAUAUUCAACAGGUGGUUGGUGCAUGCGUCGCUACACUAAACAAAGCUCACGAAACCAUUCUCCAAGGCAAGGAGAAUGUGGCGGAAAUUUUAAAAAAUGACAUUUCUGAUGCUCUUCUCUACGAACUGUUGAUCGGAUUAGUUCUGAUCCAGAAAGAUAAAUCCCUGUUCCUUCCUUCAUUUGAUUGGAACAAACAUUUUAUUCCGCUUCUUCACGCACUAGACAACUUCAACCGUCUAACGCACGAGGGAGAAAUCUAUGACUCCGAUGACAUGGGAUGGCCGGGAAUUAUUUGUCGUGGAACAACCAAAGCUACCCCCGUCCAAGAGGAGACUCUAUUAAUUCGUCGUAGUGACAUCGAUAACCACUGCAGCGAUGGUGGAAAUUGGGUCGUUAUCAACGGGAAUGUGUACGAUAUCUCAGACUACCAAGCGGAAAACCCAGCUACGCAGGAGAUUCUCAACGCCAGCGCGGGCAAGGACAUUUCACUAGAAAUCAGUAAUCCUCAACAUAGAACUGCUUUCGAAUUUAUCACGUCGUUUCUUCGGAUCGGUCGAUUUGCUGUGAAUGAAAUUUGCGACAAGGAAAGUCCCCGUCAAAUGACCACCCUAACCCAUUUCCAUUCAGAGUGUAUGCUGGCGUACCUGCUCGGUUUACGAUGCAAUAUUCUGCAAGCAGGAUCCUGCCUGCAACCUGCUGAAUUACAAUGCAAAAAUCUUCUAAAUUCAACGGUUCUCAGUGGUGGGCUUCAAGUACUCCAGCCAAGCAAUCCGUUUGAUGAAGAGAAAGGAGAGGCACGUAGCAGUGGUUCCACAGCCGGAAGCACUCCAACCGAUGCCUCCAGUCAGAUACCGAUGGCAGACGUUCCACAGAUGGCCAACUGGCCAUCAGUACUAAUAUCUCACAGAGUGGAAAAUAUGCUGUCAAAUUUGGGUGAGGCAAAGCUAACGGAUCCGCUAGUUGCAUCUUGGAUAGUUAUCUGCGAACGAUACUGUAAGGAGAAUCAUCUGAUUUGGCACCAGGAAUUUCCUCCGGAACAUCCGGUUAUGGAGCUGGAACGAUUACUUAUGGCGGUUCUGAUUAGGCACCAGAAUCUGGGGCCACUGGCGCUAGCCGUUGUCGAUAGAGAGCUCAGUGGCAACUGUUCGAAGCCGCCGUCUCCCAUCGUCAACAUCAUCAAAAUAGUACACCAAACCAAGUGGGGCAUUGUCAAAAUGCGUCAACAACUGAACCGUAGCUACAAGGAAGUGUGCGCUCCAAUGAUAGAUAAAUGUCGCUUCCUGUUGUAUGAAAUUCGACCGGCGAUAAGCCUGGAGCAGCACGGUCUUACCAAUCUCCAUAUUUUACACAAAUUACCUCGAUUCAAGUCUCUAGUCCAUCGGAUCAUUGCCGAUAUGCGUGCCGCGAAGAAACAAUUAGUCUCCGCGAAACCAGAGGACAUCCUGAAUGUCACGAUUCAGAGCCAGUUCACAUCGUCUAUCACGAAAAUUCAAUCACAGGAAAAUCUCAGUUGCAAGCAUCUCUCCACCGAAAAUCUAGUCCACGAAAGUUUGAUAAAAGUUGAAAGUCUGGAAAGUUUGAACGCGGCAACACGGGAUAGAUCUUCGUCGCCUGUUGUACUGACCGUACAAAAGCAUACUGCUUCAGAUGAGAAUCUGCUGAGUGUGACUAGCGUGGAUAAUCUACCGGUGAAUUGCAAUACCGGUGGAGGUGGUGAUGCCGGCGAAAAGAAAAUUCCAAUUACUAGUGAUGAAAUCAAAACGCCUACCAAUGAGCUUAUCGACUAUGGCAACUCGAAGAUGAAAAAUCCUGACGGUGGUGAUGAGUUCAUCAAUAAUGUAAUUGCUAGCUUGAGCGAGAAAUGUCUAAUCGAAACGUAUCCAGCGGAGUUUAAGAAUGGAGUCAGUCAGCAAAUUGUGGAUUUUAUUCUGUACGAUUUAUGUGAUGUGGAAACUUUACGACGGGCAAUGUACUGCCAGAUUCAACGGUAUCAAAUUCGAAAGCAGGGCUUGGAGAUGUUUUACGAGUUGUUGAAAAUUUGUGGACUGUUUGAUGCAGCGCAGUAUAAUCUGUUCAACGGGUAUUUGGGAUUGCAUGUGGCUAGGGGAGCUGCUCAAAACGAGGAACACAUACUCGAGAAUCUCAAUAUGAUAACAGCAUUCCAGAAGGCAGACAUUCUGAUAUCUCAGGCAAAAAUUAUUGAAUGGACUGUUGCGGAAUUACAGAAGUAUGUAAAUCAAGAAAAAAUUAACGGAAGGCAUCGAAACCAUGGCGAAAAAGACAACUCAAACCUGGGAACGUAUGUGUUUCUUAAAAAGCUACCCAGGGCUCGAUUUCUACUUAGCAUUUUUGGCAUACUAUCGAAAACAUACGAGUCUAAUGAACUAAGUUUGUUAAUAAACUCUGGUAUUCUCGGUAGCAUAAUGGGACUUUUAAGACAAACCGGUACAGAUUCACCGAACUCUCGAAACAAUUCCGAUAUUUCUGUCAUCUACGAAGAUGUGGUGACGAAUCUCAAAUCAUCGAAGGAAGGACUACCGGGACCCGAGCUGGCGAAGUUGAUGAAGAUUGGAACAAGAAUUGCUCGUGGUGCCGAUUGGAAAUGGGGUGAACAGGAUGGCCCCGGUGGAGAAGGUAGAAUUAUCAGUGAGAUUGGAGAAGACGGAUGGGUCCGGGUCGAAUGGGACAAUGGUUCGACCAAUUCGUAUCGCAUGGGCAAGGAAGGACAGUACGAUUUACGCUUGGCUGAUAGCGCAUUAAAGGCACUUUCACCGGACAAGGAUAGCGAGAAGGACGAUACAAUCGAUCAGCAUAUGUACAACGAAUCACACCCUACUAAAUUAUUGCGCAACUUGUGUAUUAAAACGCUACAGAUGAUCUUUGCUUCCGUCGGCAUGCACGCCGAAAAGAUGCAGGAGAACUCACUUCGAAGCGUUGCCUCCAUGUUUCGUGCUAUUCUGACGAACAGAAUUACCUAUUGUAAUUUUGGCAUGGAGCAGUGGACGACGCUAGGAUUCCUAAGGGCUAUCUCGUCUUCUAAAGCACUUUCGAAACAUCUGACAUCUCCUGUUUGGAUCGCACUUGCAUUUGAUAUUCUAAACUCGUCGAUUACUUGCAAAAAAGAUGUCUACAAGAAGCUGCACUGUUUAAGACUGCUACAAUCAACUCUAGUCAAUUGGACACAGGAUGAGGCCGAUCGAGUUGAUGAUAUUAUUAUGAAACUUUUUGAGGUUCUCGGAAGGAUCAGUAUGUAUUGUCCAAAUGAUUUAUCGCUGUUGAACAAUUCAGCAGAUAUUAAGUCGAGGGUGCUGUAUAGUGCUUCCCACACGGGAACGAUUGCGGAAGAAAUUAUUGUUUUGAUUAGAAAAUUACACACGCUCCCAUUGUGGAAUGAAAACAUCAAUUCGUUUAUCUCACAAAAACUUUGCAUGGUGGCAGAUGUUUAUCUGGUGAAUGAGAUAGAAAUCAAUUUCGAGGGAGAAAAAGCAGUUAUUAUGGGAACUUUGUGCACAAUCGGGGGCUGCGAUUCAAGACCUAGACUAGGCUUGAACCUGACUCUCGACGGAGUACGCGGUACCAUCUCUCGCAUGACCAAGAAGGGCAAAGUUGUAAUGAAUGUUCAUUCUAUGGCUGAUACCAAAAAGAUUCCGAUUUUCAAGGUUUCCGAAUGUGCAGAUGUAGGAGCGUUUAGUCUGUCUAAAUUGACUAUUAAUGAGAUGCUGUUGAACUCGUGGGCUGUGUUGUUCUACGGGAUCGGGCAAACUCCGAUGAAUGUGGCCAACAGCAUCAACACACAGCUACUGCUGACGCAGCAGAUUAACUUUUCUGCUGUGAAAGCAACCAAAGUUCUUUUCCGUCAACAAAAUUUGUUGAGAAAAAUACUUCGCCAAAGAUCACCCGGGAUUACCCGUAGUUCAUCUAAGGAAAGCCUGUCGGAUCGUGAUGCUAGCCCAGAGGAUAGCAAAAGUCGCAGUGAAUCAAACACGUCGGAAGAGUCGCAGACCUAUACGGAACUUUUAAUUCAAACCGUUUUGAUUCGAGCAACGCAACCCAGUCCACUGAAGGCUUGCUAUUCGUUCCAGGAAAUGGAAUUGGCUGCAUUGAACAUUUCACAAAUGCUGGCAAAUUUUGUUAAUAAUGAAUUGAAUGCACCGUCGAACUCAAAUAAACGAGCCUUUCCCAUUAGUCAACCAACGAUGAUUCACGGGGUUCCGAUCUAUAAUAACGAAACGACAGUUGAAGACGCUCGAACCCCAUCAGGAGCAGAGGUUGCUGUUAGUUUACCACCAACCGGUGCGGUAGCCAUUGCUAGCGGAGGUCGUGGUACGGCCCGAAGAAGUCCACCCAGUCCGUUAGUGAUCCAAAUCAUGGAGAUGGGGUUCACACGAAAAUCGGUCGAAACAGCAAUCAAGAGUUUAACACUUCAUACAAACAUAAAACCGACAGCGGAGCAAGUUGUGCAGUGGAUAUUAGAACAUCCCGAUGUGACCGCUAAUUUGGGAGGAAAAGGUGAUGAUAAUGAUGCCCACAGUGACACAGAGAGCGUCAGUUCGGAUACGAUGGAAGGCGGUUCAUCGGUACACGAUUCCCAGGGUGUUACAUAUAAGCAGAGAGAAGAUUUCAAAUCGGUCGAUCAAUAUGCAAUGUACGUAAGAGGGUUUAUCUGUCCCGGAAUGUUGGUACGUUGCUGUCAAGAUUUCGAAGAAAUACGAAAAGGUGAUAUUGGAACCGUAUUGAAAGUGGAACCAGAGGGUUUACACGAUUUAAACGUUAGAGUUGACUGGCAAUUGCAUGAUCCCCCCUACUGGAUGUGUUUUGUGCAUUUGGAAUUACUAGAGGCGCCUUCGUCGGAAAAUAGUGCCACAAUCAGUAUUGGAUCACAGGUACGAAUGAGAAAUGCGCAACAUUUUCGCUAUCGUUUAAAUAUUGUGCCGAAAGGAAGCAUAGGCACUGUAAAUUCAAUCAACGGCAAUGAAGUGCAAGUGGAAUUUCCUCAACAAACAGUUUGGAAUGGUCACUUGAAUGAACUGGAACUAGUUUCGAGUUCUUUACACACGGUAAGCUCUGGUCAAGGUAAUAUUUUCGAUAUUAUAGAUGAUUGGUCUCGCUGCAUACGAUCACUUACGGUUUCAUCGAACGAAACAUCAGCCAAGUAUCUACUUGAUCGUAGUACGAAUUGCUGGCAGAGUUCCUCUACCCAGGGGAAGCACUGGAUACGACUGGAAAUUCAUGAUCAACUGUUCAUACAGUCUCUUUCGAUCACUGUGGAUCCGGAGGAUUAUUCACACAUGCCUUCGUUGGUCGUCAUCCGAGGGGGUGACUCCGUUGCAACCCUCAAAGAACUCCAUUGGGUAUCGAUCAACCCAACAGAUGUUGUUGUUCCAUUAAUGAAUGACUGCAAACAGUACUUUGCCUGGAUUGAAAUUAUGAUUAAACAGUGUCGCAACAAUGGCAUUCAGUGCAAAAUCCACGGACUUCACAUCAUCGGAAAGCGAAAGCAAACCGAUCUGGAAAUGAUGUUACAGAAUGCUUCCUUCCUGGCAACGGAAAACGAUACAGCGGCAGAACCGAGCUACACCACUUCCUCGAACUACGCCGACGAUUCGUCAGCGAAUGAAAUAUCUUCGAAAGUCCUAGUCUGGGGCUUGAAUGAUAAGGAACAAUUGGGGGGUCUCAAGGGAUCCAAAGUGAAACUACCUACGUAUUCCUCGGUUUUAAGUCAGCUGAAACCGAUUCACAUCGCCGGUGGCUCGAAGUCUUUAUUCAUUGUAUCCCAAGACGGAAAACUGUAUGCCUGCGGCGAGGGAACCAAUGGACGACUUGGUCUCGGGCACAACAAUAAUGUUCCUACUCCUCGACCAGUUCCGAUCUUGAAUCAGUACGUCGUUAAAAAAGUAACUGUUCAUUCGGGAGGUAAACAUGCGAUGGCACUGACCUUAGAUGGCAAGGUGUUUUCCUGGGGUGAAGGUGAGGAUGGUAAACUAGGGCACGGCAAUCGCAUGACUUUGGAGAAACCGAAGCUUAUCGAAAGCUUACGAACAAAACGGAUUCGAGAUAUCGCCUGUGGAUCGAGCCACAGUGCUGCCAUUACUAGUUCAGGAGAGCUUUACACUUGGGGCUUGGGAGAAUACGGUCGAUUGGGCCAUGGCGACAACUGUACCCAGUUAAAACCGAAACAGGUUACAGCUUUACAAGGUCAUCGGGUAGUCCAAGUUGCUUGUGGCAGUCGUGAUGCACAGACUCUGUGUUUAACUGAAGAAGGAUUAGUGUUUUCCUGGGGAGAUGGAGACUUUGGAAAGUUGGGUCGAGGCGGAUCGGAAGGUUGCUCAAUACCGCAUCAGGUCGAGCGAUUGAACGGUGUCGGUGUGCUCCAAAUUGAAUGUGGCGCCCAAUUCAGUCUUGCUUUGACCAAGUCUGGAGAAGUAUGGACCUGGGGCAAAGGCGACUACUACCGACUGGGCCACGGAACCGAUCAGCACGUACGGAAGCCUACCCCUAUUCAAGGACUUCGCGGUAAGAAAGUCAUUCACGUCGCAGUUGGUGCACUUCACUGCUUGGCUGUCACUGAUAAUGGUCAGGUUUUUGCUUGGGGGGACAACGAUCACGGCCAGCAAGGAUCCGGAAACACAGUCGUCAAUAAGAAACCGAAUCUUGUUCUCGGAUUGGAUGGAGUUUUCGUAAAUCGGGUCGCUUGCGGCAGCUCCCAUUCAGUUGCUUGGAGUUUACCUCAAAAUCCAACGGAAAAGGAUAAAAAGGAACCGGUUCCGUUCGCAGUAACCAAAGAUCCACUGGGUAGUCAUAGUUUGGGGAUCUACGCUUCCGACACGGAACCUACCACAUUACAACCACAGGCUGGGUUACCUAAUACAAAACAGCAACGGCCAUCUCUAUCGGAAAGUGUCCUCUCGUUGGAGACAUACGGCGCCAGACAAGCUGCUUUGUCACACAUCCUGAACGCGAUGAGUAUUCUGCACGCAAGAUCAUGCAUUAUUGCGGCCCUGACAGGCCAUUCACAACUGAACAUGCAAGAUAAAGGCGCGGAAGGUUAUUCAGAAACUCGUCCGAUUUCACCAAUGUCCGAGAACGAUUUGUACGAAACAAAGUUAGAUGGAGACGUUGUCAAACAGCAAAACGAUAUCAUAGCUCAGGGAGGUGGUGAGGCACCGGCAGAUGUUUCCGGCUUAAUUUCCAACGACAUGAACGACUGCGACAUUCCAAUUGUUUCUGGCAUGAACAAUACUUUGAGUGCUUACCGAAGUCUCACCGGUUCUCUAUCGCUGUCAGCAUCCAUUUCGAGCUGCAAUGCUACCCAGCGGCACUCGAAAAUGUCGGCAAGUGCUAUGUCCGUUAUGGCUGCUACGAUGACCCAUCACGAUGAGAUUAUGAACGAUGCACCAAUCGCUAACGGCUUGGAUGAUUUCACUGUACUAUUGGGAGAAUCCGAAGCAAAGCAUUUGAUUGAGCUGUUGAAACUGAGCGUUAGCGGACGAACGGGACCUGCAAAAACUGCUGAAACUAUAGCCAACACAUUGAUCGCACUGGCUCGGAGUAGCAUGACCAUAUCGAACAUGCUAAUCGAAACGUGCAUUACAGAGCUAGAAGAUUUAUGCACUUCGAGACAUUCACUAGGAAAGCUUCCGAAACCAGUGGUACAGGAAACGAGCCAUCCUUAUAUUGAUGACAUAACACUUGUCGGUCACGUUAAGAUUCCAGGAGCGGAUUCACUUCGUAUCGAGUUUGACAGCCAAUGCUCGACCGAGCGCCGGAACGAUCCAUUGAUCAUCAUAGAUGGCGCUGGACGCGUUGUUGCCACCCGAUCCGGUCGUGAGUGGGCUCAAUGGGCUCCAGAGAUUCGAAUUGCUGGAGAUGAAAUGCGCUGGAAAUUUACAAGUGACAAUUCCGUCAAUGGCUGGGGUUGGCGUUUCUUCGUACAUGCCAUAAUGCCAGAAUCCUAUCUGCAGGAGCUCGGUUCGGAUCGAACCGUACUCUCACAACCUUCAAUUGCCAUGGUAAUGGCGUUGCUCGAUUCUACACUUGUCCCUCAUGGUGGCAAUACUUUGAUCCGACUAACAGCAGCUUUAUGUCAAUGUGCACAACUAAGUUCUCUCACCGUCGCUCAACGAAUAUGGUCACUCCGAAAAAUGCAUCAGUAUCUCACAGCAAAAGAUAGUCCACGGGUUCUAGAACCGGCAAUGGUUGAAAUACUAAGUCCAUUGAUUCCAAUUAUCCUUCGACAAUAUGAGUAUGAAGAGCCACAGGUUCGUAGUGGUCUUCAUUUGAUGCAUUCUGAGUAUUUUAAGACACUGGUAGCGUUGGCCUGUGAUAUGCAGUUGGAUUCCCUGUUGCCGCAUAGUGAUGCCCACAAGUGGGCGUGGUUCCGUCGAUACUGCUCGGCAGUGCGAGUAGCUCAAUCGUUAAUCCGAAGAGUAACACUUCCACCAACGUUCACAUUGGAAGUGCGCAAGAAACUAAUUGAAAUUGCGUCACCUGCAACGAACCCAGUACUCCAAACUAACGGUAGUAAUAGUUUAACCAGUAGUAAUUGCUCACUAAUGCAACAUACAUCCAGCGCGUCAAGUCUCAGUCAACAUGGAUUUGAUCUAGCAGGAUCCUUGCACGGAAGUGAAAUUGAAUCGAUUGAUACGUCCAAAUAUCUUCACGAAGACCAUAAUUACUUCACACCACAGUACGACUUACAGUUGUUACAGUGGUUUAACCGGAGACCGGAGGAUUGGGCUUUUUCUUGGGGUGGUGCAAGUACGAUUUUCGGUUGGGGUCACAAUCACCGUGGUCAACUGGGUGGAUUAGACGGCAGUCGCAUCAAGAUGCCGACGCCUUGUGAAGCAUUGAGUUUACUGCGACCAAUUCAGAUUGCUGGUGGAGAACAAACUUUGUACGCGGUGACUCCAGAUGGGAAGUUGUAUGCUACCGGGUACGGAGCUGGUGGUCGACUAGGAAUCGGAGGGACGGAUUCAGUUUCGACACCUACUUUGGUGGAAUCGCUUCAACAUGUUAUCAUCAAAAAAGUAGCAGUCAAUUCCGGAGGAAAGCACUGUUUGGCACUGUCGUCGGAUGGUGAGGUGUUUUCCUGGGGAGAAGGGGAAGAUGGUAAAUUGGGCCAUGGAAAUCGGGAUAGCUAUGAUCGGCCAAAGUUAAUCGAGGCACUUUCCGGGAUUGGAGUAGUGGACAUUGCAUGUGGAAGUGCACAUUCAGCUUGUAUCACCUCACAAGGUCAUGUACUGACAUGGGGUAAAGGAAGGUACGGUCGAUUGGGCCACGGUGAUUCCGAGGAUCAAUUACAGCCGAAGUUGGUAGAAGCGUUACUGGGAUACCGAGCCAUAGACAUAGCAUGCGGGUCUGGAGAUGCGCAAACUUUGUGUAUUACGGAUGAUGACAACGUCUAUAGCUGGGGCGACGGAGACUAUGGCAAACUGGGCCGCGGAGGUUCGGAUGGAUGUAAGAUUCCAAUGAAAAUUGAAAGUUUGGCAGGACUUGGAGUUGUAAAAGUGGAAUGUGGAUCCCAAUUUUCCGUUGCCCUAACACGAUCAGGUAGUGUGUACACCUGGGGCAAAGGUGACUAUCACCGACUUGGUCACGGGAAUACCGAUCAUGUGCGUCGUCCGAAAAAAGUUGCCGCACUGCAAGGAAAAAAGAUCAUUUCCAUAGCAACGGGGUCACUGCAUUGCGUAGCAUGCAGCGAUUCUGGAGAAGUAUUCACCUGGGGUGACAACGACGAGGGGCAACUUGGAGAUGGUACGGUAACUGCUAUCCAGCGACCUAGACUUGUUCAAUCUCUACAAGGUAAACAUAUCGUUAAGGUUAUUUGCGGUUCCGCUCACACGCUAGCACUGUCGACAUAUCAACUCAGUGAAGCUGUUCGACCUCCACCGUCGCCACCUCUGGAGUACGAUCUCGUACGAGAAAUCGCUCCAGAAGUACUCCACGCCCGGCUCGUGCUACUCCAUCACUUCUCCGAACUCAUAUGUCCUUGUCUUGCAAUGCUCCCGAUAUCCGGUGAAUUAUCUCUCGGUGCUCUAAAAGACAUACUGGUCUAUUCUAUCAAGGAAGCUGGUUUCCGAAAAGUCAUCCAAACAACCAUGAUUCGUGACAAACCACAUGGACCAGUUAUCGAACUAAACCGAAUACAGGUAAAACGAUCGAGGAUGCGAUCUGGGAACGGGCUUGCUGGUGUAGACGGAAUGAAAAGUGUGUUUGGUCAGAUGGUUCAAAAGCUACCACUCCUGACCCAGGAAGCCCUGUCGAUGCCUCAUCGUGUAUGGAAAGUCAAGUUUGUCGGUGAGAGCGUAGAUGACUGUGGCGGUGGGUUCAGUGAAUCUAUAGCAGAAAUGUGCGACGAAUUACAGAACGGAAGUGUUCCACUCUUGAUACAGACUCCGAACGGACGUGGAGAAGCGGGUGCAAACAGAGACUGCUUCCUGUUGGAUCCAACACUAAGUUCAAUACUACACAUGAACAUGCUGAGGUUCCUUGGGGUACUAAUGGGAAUUGCGGUCCGGACGGGGUCACCAUUAAGUUUGAACUUAGCUGAACCAGUUUGGCGUCAACUUUGUGGGGAAACAUUACGCCCUUCGGAUUUGACUGAAGUCGAUCGAGACUAUAUUACCGGUUUACUCUAUAUCAGAGACAUUGAAGACGAUCCGAAAGCGUUUGCUUCCAUGGAGCUACCAUUCUCAACACCAUCAGCUAAAGGCCACGAGGUUCCUCUAUCGACUAGAUUCACUAAAAUUACCCCCGAAAACCGAAAGGAAUACGUUAAACUGGCUCUACACUAUCGCAUCCAUGAAUUUGACGAACAGGUCAAAGCCGUCCGAGAUGGUAUGUCGAAAGUGAUUCCGGUGCCACUUUUGUCGCUAUUUUCCGCUGUCGAACUACAGGCCAUGGUUUGUGGAUCACCAGACAUUCCGUUGUGUCUACUGAAAACCGUUGCCACCUACAAGGGAGUGGAAUCUACUGCUCCAUUGAUUGGUUGGUUCUGGGACGUAAUGGAAGAAUUUACCAAUCAAGAGCGUUCACUAUUUUUGCGGUUUGUCUGGGGACGCACACGACUGCCGCGAACCAUCGCCGAUUUCCGUGGGCGGGAUUUCGUGCUGCAGGUGCUAGACAAAUACAACCCGCCGGAUCAUUUCCUACCCGAGAGCUACACCUGUUUUUUCCUGCUAAAGAUGCCGAGAUAUUCUUGCAAGGCUGUGCUGCAAGAAAAACUGAAAUAUGCUAUCUAUUUCUGCAAAAGCAUCGACACGGAUGAGUACGCCCGUGUGGCAAUGGGAGAUCCUACAGAGGCUACUGGUAGCGAAGAUAACAGCGAUAUUGAAUCGAUUGCUUAAAUGGACAGUGAAAUCGUGCCUCUGCGAGAGCUUAUACGACUGAUCACUAUACAAUCCAAUUACCAAAAAAUAACUAAAUUAAAACAAAAUCAAUCGUAAUUUUCUACACUUCUAAAGAAAACAAAAACACUACUUAAGAAUACGAUGUCGUUGCAAGCUGCGCUAUCAGGCGACCACAGAUUUUUUUUUUCGUUCAAUACAAUAAUAUGGUCGCUUAAUGUGAAUUGUGAAAUGUAAUUUUCAUGUAUUAUUUACAGCUAGCCACCAACUUGAGAAGUUGCUAUUAAACUGAAGAAUGUUUAUACUGUGCGAUUUUCAUUACAACAAUGAAUAUAUGCAGCAUAGAAUCCAAAUACGAGAAUGUGCUGGCUAAAAGUAAACGAUAGUCAUAUGCAAAUAUUGCACCAAUGCAUGAUAAAUAGCACCAUAAAACAUACAGUAGUACUAUGAUUUGGUUGCGGUUGAGAAACUGUUUCGGAAGCAAAUAAGGUCAUGAUGUCACCUCACAGUAGCUUUGAUCAGAUAAUACAUCGUAAAAUCGUUACAACCACUGAUCACACAAUUAUGUUUGUUCGUUCGCAAAAUACAUUGUUGAAGUAGCCGUUAAAAUUCACUACUAGCAUAUAUAAAGAGCGUUAUUCCUUAAAUAGAAACUACGACGGAGUUUGGCUUUCGCAAAGAUAAGUAUAUCUCAUAACGAAAAUCAAACAUCUCACUUCUGUAGCAAGAUGAAUGAAGAAUAGUCACAUAAUUCGUACUGAUUAAAACUAUACUAACUGAAGAAAUAAUUACGAUAGAAGAAUGUUAGGUUCUAGAGAAUCACAAGAAAAAUUAGCAAACAAGUUCCGAGCAAUCAGGGCUGAUAUUGACUGCCGAUUGAAUACUAGCAAAGAAUUUGCGUAGUUUCCUAGCCCUUAAUUGGUCAUACAGCGUGCAGCCCUAAUUGCGUUACGAAUCUAGCAACCUUUCUUAGAAAGUGAACUUUAAACUAAGUUUAUUUAUUUGCAUCGUUCUACUAGUGCUCAUUUAUUCAUUCUCACUGUUUUUAUGAUAACGGCUGAUGAACCAUCUGCAAACUCGCAUUGAAGAAAAAAUAUGGAUGAUUCGGUGCUUGCUGAGAAAUGUUAAUAGUUUUAUUUUUCCGUCUGGUGUUGAAACUCAUACUCGUUUGCUCAUCAUACAAUUCUUCUUAAAGGUCAAUAUUGACAGAUCGGUUGUAGGCCGUUAGCAUAAAAAACGCGGAAAGUUAUCCAUUGCGUAAGACUAAUUUCAAUCGUUCAUAUUAUUUGAAAGCGUGUCGUAUUGCAUAUCAUCAAUUUAGUGUAGCUAACAAAUAAUAGGCAGCAAUCCGAUCUAACCAGUAAGAUUAGUUAGGUGAAUCCGUCUAUGCAAGAUUAUUGUUCCUUUCUGAGUGUGUAGAGCUGCCCGAAAAACAAUUUAAUUACAAACUUUUUAGCAAUAUGUAAUAAUUUUAAAAAUUUGAGACCAAUCCGCAAUCAUAUUCCAUUGACCAGAUCGAGACUAUCUGCCCAGCGUAUUUAUUACAACAAUGAAGAGUUUAUAAUUUGCGUGCGUGCGUUUUGUGUACCAUAAUAUCGGAAUAUUUUUCUAUAAUUCUGUGAUGCGUUUUUAUAUUCUAAAAUCUUACAAAGUGAAACACAAAACAAAAAAAUGAUUAAACAAUCAUAUAUGUAUGUGCAUUGAAUGAACAGAAG
Molecule: messenger RNA, 16831 nt
Organism: Malaya genurostris
Lineage: Eukaryota; Metazoa; Arthropoda; Insecta; Diptera; Culicidae
Gene: HERC2
Product: probable E3 ubiquitin-protein ligase HERC2
Exons: 13
Coding region: 438-15116 (4892 amino acids)
Biological process (GO): protein ubiquitination
Molecular function (GO): ubiquitin-protein transferase activity; metal ion binding
Source: RefSeq, a predicted model, not a curated record